This is a messenger RNA of Lepisosteus oculatus (spotted gar), 2686 nucleotides long. The record is from RefSeq and is a predicted model, not a curated record. NCBI's taxonomy places the organism in Eukaryota, Metazoa, Chordata, Actinopteri, Semionotiformes, Lepisosteidae.
GUCUUCGUUUUUAGCGACACUGAUGUCUUUCUCCUUGUAUUGAGAUGGCUGGGGUUGGGAGGAAGAAAUGUGGGGGUCCGCCGUAUCGUAUCUGGGGGACUCUACGUGCACUAUGGCAGGAAAAGCACUUGAUCUUGUUCAAAGCCGAGUACACGUUUUUGGUCGCUGCAGUGCUGUGGAUAGCGGAGAUCUGGAUCAACAUUUGGGUGAUAAACAGAGUGGCUUACACAGAAAUAGACUGGAAAGCGUACAUGGACGAAGUGGAAGGAGUUAUUAAUGGCACAUACGAUUACGCCCAGCUGAAGGGAGAUACAGGACCGCUGGUGUACCCAGCUGGGUUUGUCUACAUAUUUACGGUGCUGUACUACUUGACUGAUCAUGGGGUGAAUAUUCGGCUGGGACAGUACUUGUUUGCUGCCUUCUACCUCAUCAUGCUGCUGCUAGUCUUCCGUAUAUACCACCGCACCCAGAAGGUUCCUCCCUAUGUGUUCUUCUUUGUGUGCUGUGCCUCCUAUCGAAUCCACUCCAUUUUCGUCCUGCGUCUCUUCAAUGACCCCGUGGCGAUGUUGCUAUUCUUUGGUGCUCUCAAUCUCUUCCUGGAUGGCCACUGGACCAUGGGCUGUGGGCUCUACAGUUUAGCAGUGUCUGUGAAAAUGAACGUGCUGCUCUUCGCUCCUGGCCUGCUUUUUCUGCUCCUGUGGGAGUUUGGCUUGGUUAAGACCCUUCCCAGGCUAGCCCUUUGUGCUGCAAUCCAGGUGUUACUGGGCUUUCCCUUCCUCCUGGAGAAUCCCCUGGGAUAUCUGAGCCGCUCUUUCGACCUGGGUCGCCAGUUUCUCUUCAAGUGGACCGUUAACUGGCGGUUUCUGCCCGAGGAGGUCUUUCUGAGCCGUUAUUUCCACCUUGCCCUGCUGGGGGCACACUUGCUCACCUUGCUUCUUUUUGCUAUGCGGCGAUGGAACAGGUCUGGCAAAAGUCUUACAACGUUACUGAAGGACCCAGGCCAGCGACCACAGCCAUUGCAGAAACUCACUGCGGAUCAGAUUGUCUUCACGCUCUUUACAUCCAACUUCAUCGGUGUGUGUUUCAGCCGCUCACUGCACUAUCAGUUCUAUGUCUGGUACUUCCACACCCUGCCCUACCUGCUGUGGAGUGGUGGAGUGAAGAAGCUGGCACACCUGCUCAGGGUGCUGAUCCUGGGGCUGAUCGAGCUGUCAUGGAAUACCUACCCUUCCACCGUCUACAGCUCCGCCGCGCUGCACGUCUGUCACCUCAUCAUCCUGCUGUCCCUGUGGCAUGCCCCGCCCCCCGCCCCUGUUGCCGCGGAGUCCGCUCGGCAACGGAAACAGCAGUGAGCUCACACCUGUGCAUCCUGCCUGGAUGCUCACAAGCUCUGGGAACGAGGACAUACUGUAUGAGGUGCAGCAGGGAAAAGCAGAGGUCAAAGAAACCAGUCUUAAAUCCCCCCAAAAACCUAUUCUUUUAGUCUCCAGAAAUAGAAAAGGCAGCUUCUCCUUUCCAUAGCUCAGAGACUAAAGUCGUGCUGUCCGUUGAUUGACAGUAAAAUGGUUAAAUUUAGAUUACGCAAUUUUUUCAUGUCCCCCUUUUGUUUUGAUUUUUUAAGACCUAAUUUGCUGUUUUAUGUGGAAUUCCUACGCUCGAAGAUUAAAAAUUCAGGUGUGAAAUCAAAUAAAGUUUCACCAGUGUUGAAGGACAGUUUGUAAUAUAUAUUUUUUUACUACAUUUUUUGCAAAUUGUUGUCAUGAUGGUCCAAACAGCCUCUCCGUUGGUGAAGUCUGUAACGUAUAGUCCGAUGACUGUCAGAUUCCUCAAAAUGUAAUGUUGAGUAAUUGACUUUUUUCUCCACAUCUUUCAGAAUUUGUUUUUUCAUCUUCACCCUGGGUCUUGUUAAACACUGUUUUUUUAGGAAAGCAGUAAAUAGGUCUUGUUUGUUUCAGAAAGGCGCUCAUGUUAAAAUACCAGUUAAUAAUGCUGUACCUUGAAACAUCUUUUAAAGUUUUCUUCUUUAUUAGAGCUUGCUCCAUUGGUCACUUGAUUCAUUAUUCUGAAAAAAUCAGGUAUGUGCAUUUGGUUGUGUUUUUAUACUUUAAAAAUGACACAAUGGGUACGUACAACCUGCCAUGCGUGUUUAUUGGAAUAGCUCACAUGCGUUUUUAACUUUAUACAGUAUUUUUUGGCAUGUACUGGGGGCAGAAAAGGGGUUUUUCUUAAUUAUUCAUAUCUCCAGAUAUGUGAAUGGAACUGAAUAUACAAGGGAUUAUUCUUAACAGUUGUCUGUAUUUUGAAUAUUAUUCGUUUCUCAAAAUUAUGACAGCUUCCAGUGUUGUCUUCAGCAUUAAUAUCCUGUGACAAAGGUGCCAACCAGGGGCGGAAAAAGAUCUAGAAGGCCCCCAGAAGAAGGAAAUGUGUAACCCUAAUUCUAGCCUGUAUGUAAAAUUGAUCAAUUCUUAUACAGUCGACCUGCUCUAAUAAUGAUUAUGAUUUUUCAGAUGACCUGCAGUUGUGCUUUAGCAUUUCAUUAAGACUCGAAGUAUUUAUAUUCAUUAUAUGUAUCUGUUUGAUUUUGUUUAAAUUGGGAUUCUUCAGAAAACAUUGAGAAUCCUUAUUGGUUUGACUGAGUUGUGUUAAAUGGGGAUUUAAACUAAAUAAAAUUCUAUGUUUAGGAUUA